AUGGAGCUAUCAUCGGUAGUUCGUACCAUUUUGGUAGGUUUGUGUGUGAUUGCAGUGGUUGCUGGCAGUCCGGUGCCGGAUGGGCCAGAUCGGCGCAUCAACAACGGAAUAGAGGCAGGCCCUACCGAUGUACCGUGGGCGGCCGGUGUGCUCGUGACGUUUCCCUCCAAUACGUACUUCUGCGGUGGGACCCUGAUCUCGCAGCGCCACAUACUUACCUCGGCCAACUGUGUCAAUGGCUACCGCACCAUCACGGUAAUGCUUGGUGCACACGAUAUGACCGCGGUGCAGGAAUUUAUCACCGUCGCCUCCGUACUGGUGCACCCGGACUUUAGCUCGUUUUUCUUCUCGAACGAUCUGGCCAUUCUGACGCUGUCCCGUCCGGCGCCGCUGAGUGACCGGAUACGCGUUGUGCAACUGCCUAGCCGUCUGUACAUUGGCCAUUCGUUUAAUAACUACGAAACGACGAUAGCCGGCUGGGGCCAAACCGGUCAAAGCACGGGCGAGGUGGUCCCGGUUCGUCGUCUGCUGUACUUCCGUGCGCGCGUCAUCACCAACACUAGCUGUCUGAUUAGCUUCCCGCUGUAUCUAAGCUCGCGCAAUGUGUGCACCUCGACCGAGAACGGUGCAGCUUGCGUGGGGGAUGAGGGUGGUCCAGUGACGGUGACGGAAAACGGACAAACGAUACUGAUCGCGGUCCAUUCGUAUGGCUUUUCGAUGGGCUGCGAACGCAGCUGGCCGUCGGUCCAUACGCGCGUCACCGAGUACCUCACGUGGAUUGAGAACAACUCGGACGCUGUGGUGAUGUGA
Messenger RNA from Anopheles arabiensis, 810 nucleotides. RefSeq names its product brachyurin-like. The coding region runs from base 1 to 810 and encodes 269 amino acids. The transcript is spliced from 2 exons. Gene Ontology annotation, molecular function: serine-type endopeptidase activity. Gene Ontology annotation, biological process: proteolysis. Lineage: Eukaryota; Metazoa; Arthropoda; Insecta; Diptera; Culicidae. The record is from RefSeq and is a predicted model, not a curated record.